AUGGUCAACAGAUCAACCUCAGCUAGAACUCUUGGCAAGCCAACUUCAAGCCAUCAUCAUCACCGCAAGCAUCAUAGAAUCUCUUUCCUGAUGCAAGAUGUGCUCAAUGUUACUCAACCUGCAACUGCUAAAGUCACUAGUCAGCUUCCAUUUUCCAAGCCACUAGGCUUUUUUCCUCCUAAUGCAGGUAUCCCAAUUCCUGAAACUAAUCCUCCGGUUCCAGGAACCGGAUUGUCAACUCAAACACUUGAUAUUUCCGAUAUUGGGUUGUAUUUUCCAGCUAGAGCUACUCUUCAGGAACUGGAAUUCGGAGCAGUGAUGACAAUUGAUGAGAACUUAUUGGAUGGUACAGUAAAUGGAUCACCAGUUGGGAAAGCACAGGGGGUAUAUGUUGCAAGCUCAGAAGAUGGACCUAGUCAUAUGAUGGCUAUGACAACAUUUUUUGCCAAUAGCAAGUUUAAGGAUGGCUUAAGAUUUUUCGGGUUGCACCGGAGAGAUGUAGCAGAGUCUCAUAUUGCUGUAAUUGGUGGCAUUGGGAAAUAUGUUGGUGCAAAUGGUUAUGCAACAGUUAAGGCUGUAGAUUUGAGGUCUAAUGCUGCAGCAGAGAAGCAAGGAGUCAACAAGCUUCUUUCGUUCAAUGUUUAUCUAAUUUAA
Messenger RNA from Theobroma cacao (cacao), 654 nucleotides. The record is from RefSeq and is a predicted model, not a curated record. Lineage: Eukaryota; Viridiplantae; Streptophyta; Magnoliopsida; Malvales; Malvaceae.